GUUGUCUAUCUAGUGAUUUUUCAGUGGCUUCCUUUGUCUUCUAAAACUAAGACAUGGAGGAAGCUCAUUUAGUUAAUAGUCCAAGACUAGUUCUAACCUUCUCCAAGAGAAAGAAGCAAAAGCCUGAUUUUCAGGAUUCAGACAUGAUAAGGUCAUCUCCGUUCAGAACAUCACAAGUGCAUGGAUCUAAACACUCUGAGGUGUAUGGUUUUGUUGGGUCCAUAUCCACUGUUGUAGCCACAGUGAUCUUCUUGAUAUGGGCAUAUGUACCAGAUAAACUGUUGGAGUCUAUACGGAUCCGUUACUACCCAAGCAGGUAUUGGGCAUUGGCUACGCCGACGUAUCUGAUGAUGACUUUGCUGUUAGGUUUGGCGUUUUAUAUUGGUCUCAACUUCACCACCACUCCACACCCAACCUCUCUCAAUACCUUGUUUGAUGAGUACAGCCUAGAGCUUGGGGAGUUUGAUCCUCAGAUGGAGGAAGGGGAUGAGAGGCCUAUAGAUCCAAUCUCUGACAUUGAUAUUACAAGUUUCAGUGAUGUCAUGUUCAGUUCAAGUGAUUUCAUGUAGCCUACAUGAUGUAGGGUAUAGUGUGAUUCUUUUCAUUGUUUUGGUUUCACUAUGCUGAUAGUAGAUUUUGGGGGCUAUGGACAUUUUUUUAUAGUUUUUUACAAUUUUGGAAAUAUAUAUUUAUGUACAUUAAUUUUUGAAUUUUUGGAGGUGAUAAGCCAAUGUUUCACUUAUUUAUUUCCAUGACUGGCCCUGACUAUGCUUCCUCCUCUGCAUUUUGAUUGAGAAUAGUGAGAGGAGAGUAGUUGUUGCAUUUGGCAUGCAUACAAACAUUCAUUUUAUCAGAGGUCUAGGAUUGGCCUUUUAUCAAGUUAGUCACAUUGUUUCAACAGGUUAUUAUGACUUGUAGUCUCAUUUAAAUAAAUUUCUUUUCUAAUCAGAUAA
This is a messenger RNA of Brassica rapa (field mustard), 953 nucleotides long. RefSeq names its product phosphatidylinositol N-acetylglucosaminyltransferase subunit P. Lineage: Eukaryota; Viridiplantae; Streptophyta; Magnoliopsida; Brassicales; Brassicaceae. The record is from RefSeq and is a predicted model, not a curated record.